Staurois parvus is the source of this 333-nucleotide messenger RNA. Lineage: Eukaryota; Metazoa; Chordata; Amphibia; Anura; Ranidae. The record is from the annotation of a GenBank genome assembly.
GACUGCGGACACAGUACAGGGAUGACCAGAGACUGCGGACACAGUACAGGAGAUGACCAGAGACUGCGGACAGUACAGGAGAUGACCAGAGACUGCGGACACAGUACAGGAGAUGACCAGAGACUGCGGACAGUACAGGAGAUGACCAGAGACUGCGGACACAGUACAGGGAUGACCAGAGACUGCAGACACAGUACAGGGAUGACCAGAGACUGCGGACAUAGUACAGGAGAUGACCAGAGACUGCGGACAGUACAGGAGAUGACCAGAGACUGCGGACACAGUACAGGAGAUGACCAGAGACUGCGGAUAUAGUACAGGAGAUGACCAGAG